Molecule: messenger RNA, 771 nt
Organism: Humulus lupulus (European hop)
Lineage: Eukaryota; Viridiplantae; Streptophyta; Magnoliopsida; Rosales; Cannabaceae
Exons: 2
Coding region: 1-771 (256 amino acids)
Molecular function (GO): nucleic acid binding; zinc ion binding
Source: RefSeq, a predicted model, not a curated record
AUGGUUAGUCAGCCACCUGCCAUCGUAGGGUUACUGGUUGCAGAGAAUCGUAUGAAGCCUUUGUUUGAAAGGUUUCGAAAGCAACACCCGCCAGUGUUUGAAGGCAGCAUCGAUCCGGUUCAGGCAGAGGAGUGGAUCAGUGGGAUGGAGAGGAUCUUGAACAUGAUGGGAGUUCAAGGCAAUGAACGAGUGGUGUGUGCAUCUUUCAUGCUGAGAAAAGAUGCUCGGAUUUGGUGGGAGGUGGUGGAGCAAUCACGGAAUUUUAACACUAUGGAUUGGGACAGAUUCAAACAGGUGUUUAAUGAUAAAUACUACAACUUAGCAAUGUUAGCAGCAAAAUUGGAUGAAUUUACCAAGCUGACUCAAGGUAAUCUCUCGGUGACAGAAUAUGCACAGAAGUUCGAUCGGUUGGCGAAGUUUGCCAAGGAUCUUGUACCUACUGACAAGGUACGAGCGGACCGAAGCGAAGAAAGAAUCUGGAAAGAUAAUGCUGCUAGAAGGGAUGCUAAGAAGAGUGGGGCAGCCACCUCCAAUGACAAUAGGAAAAGGGGACAGGACCAACCAAGCCAAGCCAGAAAUGAUAAACGACCCAAGCCCAACAAUGACAACCGUCCUGGUGGAAAUGGUGGCAGAAACAUUCCACCUUGCCCUAAGUGCACAAAACGCCAUUUUGGUGAGUGCAGAGCUGGAGUUUGCUACAAAUGUGGGAAGGAAGGUCAUGUGAAGCGCAAUUUUCCGACAUGGGAACAAUCUGGCAAUAAGGAAGAAUAG